Molecule: messenger RNA, 495 nt
Organism: Scaptodrosophila lebanonensis
Lineage: Eukaryota; Metazoa; Arthropoda; Insecta; Diptera; Drosophilidae
Gene: E(spl)malpha-BFM
Product: enhancer of split malpha protein
Exons: 1
Coding region: 1-495 (164 amino acids)
Biological process (GO): sensory organ development; Notch signaling pathway
Source: RefSeq, a predicted model, not a curated record
AUGUGCCAACAAGUUGUCGCCGCUAACAGCAACCGCAACGUCAACGUCAACAACAACAACAACAGCAGCAGCAAAAUGAAGGCCAGCUACAGCAUCAAGCACGUCUUGAAGAUGCUCUUCAAGAAGCAGCAAAAGCAACAACAACAGUGCAAAUUGGUCAACUUCAUCGAAUCGGAAUCUGUCGAGAAUCUGCGCAAUGCCGAAGUCGAAGAAGUCUACUAUGCCGAGAUCGAUGAGAACGCCGCCAAUGAGAAACUCGCUCAGAUGCAGCAAGAAAAUCAAUCCGAGCAGGGGGAGGAGGAGGAGCAGGACAUCUAUGUGCCUGUUCGAUUUGCUCGCACCGAGGCCGGCACUUUCUUCUGGACCACCAACUUGCAGCCCAUCUCCAGCGUUGUUGUCCCCGCCGCCGAUGAGGAUUUGCUGCAACCCGCCUACUGCUACACCAACCAACAGCAUCCGUUCAUGCAAUACCAGGAUCGUUGGGUGCAGGCCUAA